GCCGAUCACGGCCGAGACCCGUUUCCCUGGUGUGUGGCAGCUCAAUGGAUGCCCCAAGUCAUGGGACUUUGUGCAAGCCUUGGCGGUCGUCGAAGACCAUUUUCAGGAUGUCCGCAUGAUCCGCCAGCACACCCGUGGAGCCGACAAAACCUUCUUGUUCAGGGGUGCGGCCACGGCUGGGGCCGAGUGCGAUCUGUUGCCCAUAGCCACUCAGGAUGGGGAUGGAUCCCAGCUUAUGUUGUGGGCCAGUUUGGCGCCUGCCAAGGCUGAACAAGUCAAACAGAAGCGCAUCAAGACAGGUGCCCUGCCCUUCGUUACGCCGACCCCUGAUAUCUUCACGCCGGUUGUUCAAAGUUUGCCGGUGAAGCCCUGCCAGGAAGCUGCUUCGGAGGAUGCGGCCAUGCAAGGUGACGCCUCGCCUUCUGCGGGUGCCUCUGCCGUCAAGGACAAGCCGAAGCCAGAGACUGCCGAUAGUGACGCCGCGGCAAAGAGGCAGAAGGUUACAGUCCGGGAGGUGCCCAAAGGUUGUGUUCUGCAAGCGGCUGCUAAGGAUGGCAACUGCAUGUACCAUGCCGUUGGCGAUGGCCUGCGCUGGCUGAAAGAGCAGCCCAAGGCGUUCCACCACCUUGACCUUCGUGCCCGUGUUGCUGAGCACCUUGCCAGACACAAGGAGGACUAUGAGCCUACGUGGUCCAGUGACGGCCGUCCCGGGCCUGAUGGCACUGCCUUGCCGGACUGGGAUGCCUUUGUUACGCAGGUUGCCUUGCCUAGCAAGUACAGUGGCGAAGCUGAGCUCAAGGUCUGCUCCUACGGCAAGGCGAAGUACAAAGAUGUUGUUGCAAUUUCCUUUGCUGAUAAGCACUUUGACUUUGUGAAGCCGGAUGGCAAGUACACCAAAGACAUCUCAGGCGUUGUUGCUGAUCCCAAUGGUGGAUUUCUUGUUGGCGGCGUCA
Messenger RNA from Symbiodinium pilosum, 953 nucleotides. The record is from the annotation of a GenBank genome assembly. NCBI's taxonomy places the organism in Eukaryota, Dinophyceae, Suessiales, Symbiodiniaceae.